AUGGAGUGUCAAGCGGCGGCUGCGGCAGUUGGCCAAGGCCAUGUUCAGCCUGCGCCUUCGGUUCGCGCUCCUAAUGCGGCGGAGGGUGUGGGUGAUGCGCCGGUUCCGGUGGCGGCGCAACCCCUACCAGUGGAUAUUCCUCCUGCGGCAUCUAGAUCUUCUACGCCCAAAGCAACAGCUGAGGAGGCGGAGCGAGAGCGUGGCUACACGGCCCUCACAAGGUUUACGAAAUUCCACCCGCCUACGUUCGACGAAGAAGUGAUUGAUCCUUGGACGGUGGAGACUUGGUUGGCCUCAAUGGAGACCCUGUUCGAGGAUAUCUAUACAGAGGAGCGGGAUAAGGUGAAUUUGGCCGCUCAUUGUUUUGAUAAGCGGGCCAGGGUGUGGUGGAAGAGAGUAAAGCAGGAUCGAUCUCCGGAUCUUCCCCCAAUCGAUUGGGAGGAGUUCCGAAGAUUGAUGUUUGCGGAGUACUUUCCCGAUAGCGACAAGAGAAAGAUGCGGGAAGACUUCAAGAAGCUUAAACAAGGCAACCGCACGGUUCGGGAGUAUGAGCGGGAGUUCACACAUCUUUUGAACUGCGCCCCGGACGUGGCGACGACGGAGCAAGACCGAGCUGAUUGCUUCGUCGAGCACGGGAACGCCUGUGAGCGUGAGGACCGUGAGGUGUAUGAGAAGGACAAAAGGAAGAAGCGACCGGGCGGUGGUUCGGGGGGACAGUCGAGUUCGAGGAGGCCCCCGAAGCAUCCGCGGACGCGGUCGUGGAAUCGUGGAGCGCAGCGGUGCAUCUUUUGUGGCGGAGACCACCGACCGAAUAUGUGUGAGCAGUGCCGAGGAAAAUGCUUUAAGUGCGGGCAAGCAGGACACAUCGCACGCGACUGUCCUCAAGGAGGGGCUUUACCUGCUCUAUCUAUUGCAUCGGCCCCGGCAAUCCCGGCUCGUUAUGCAAUGCCACCUGCUGCGGCGUCGGCUGGGCGUGCAACGGCACCACGCCAACUUGAGCCUGCACGAUCGGCUCCGAGCGGAAGGAUGUAUGCCGCUCAAGUGCAGGAAGAGGAGCCCACCGAGGCUGAGGAGCGCAACGUGGUGGCAUGUAUGAUUUUGGUUAAUGGUGUUCGAGCAAGAGCUCUCUUUGAUACUGGCGCCUCUCACUCGUUCAUUAACCGAUCGUUUGCACAAGUGCAUGAUAUUGAGAUUAGUCUCGGGGAGAGUGUUUGGCGUGUAGAGGGACCCGAACGGGCAUUCCACGUUAGGAAGCGGUGUUUGGCGUGCCCAGUACAAGUAGGUGACUGGAUUAUGCCGGUCGACCUGUUGGUACUAAAGAGGUUGAAGGAGUUCGAUGUUAUAUUGGGCAUGAACUGGCUCUCGAAGUAUUACGUGUCUAUCGACUGCAAAACCAGAGUAAUUACAUUUCGGGAGCCGGGACACAAGGAGUUUACGUAUCGAGCUUGCAAGAGUUCGUGUUUCGCCGCGACGGUGUUGGCGACAAGAGCAAGGAAGCUAGUUAACAGUGGUUGUACGGCUUACUUGGCGACCGUUGUGGAAGUCGACCGAGUGGUGCUGGCUCUAGAGGAGUUGGAAGUUGUGCGGGAGUUUCCGGAUGAUCUUCUCGACAAGGAGUUCAUUAGACCGAGCGUGUCACUGUGGGGAGCCCAGGUACUAUUUGUGCGCAAAAAGGAUGGGUCUUUCCGACUCUGCGUGGAUUACCGCGAGUUGAAUAAAGUCACCGUGAAAAACAAGUACCCAUUACCCCGCAUCGACGACUUGUUUGAUCAAUUACAGGGGUCGCGAGUGUACUCAAAGAUCGAUCUUCAAUCCAGCUACCAUCAGUUGAAGAUUAAGCCGGAGGAU
Messenger RNA from Ananas comosus (pineapple), 1848 nucleotides. RefSeq lists its product as uncharacterized. Lineage: Eukaryota; Viridiplantae; Streptophyta; Magnoliopsida; Poales; Bromeliaceae. Gene Ontology annotation, biological process: proteolysis. The transcript is spliced from 3 exons. The record is from RefSeq and is a predicted model, not a curated record. Gene Ontology annotation, molecular function: zinc ion binding; nucleic acid binding; aspartic-type endopeptidase activity. The annotation marks the transcript as partial.